Alosa alosa (allis shad) is the source of this 2894-nucleotide messenger RNA. Its product is annotated as zinc finger protein 665-like. Gene Ontology annotation, molecular function: DNA-binding transcription factor activity; RNA polymerase II cis-regulatory region sequence-specific DNA binding. Gene Ontology annotation, biological process: regulation of transcription by RNA polymerase II. The coding region runs from base 69 to 2864 and encodes 931 amino acids. The record is from RefSeq and is a predicted model, not a curated record. The transcript has 7 exons. NCBI's taxonomy places the organism in Eukaryota, Metazoa, Chordata, Actinopteri, Clupeiformes, Clupeidae.
GAGGGAUGUUGGCAGUUCGCUACUCGUCGCAAGAAAGAUUGUGUUAAUUGUGGCUACGGAAAAGGGAAAUGGAUGGAGAGUCCUCCCUCUACAUGUGUCCCUGCUACAAACUCUUCCAGUCGCUCGAGGAGGUGCUUGUUCAUCAACUCACCUGUCAGACUGCCAACAAUGCCAUAGCUCCCCCUCCUGCACAGGCUGAGGCUGCUGAAUUGUAUGCAAAUGCUCCCGCCGGACAGUCCCUGCCCGCUGGCCCGGUCCAGGCUGGUCCUGAUCCACAUCACCAGGCCCUGGACAGCCUGUCGGCUAUUGUUCCAGAUCAGGCGCCGGGCCAGCGCCGUCCCCCGGUGCUGCCGCCCGGCUCAGCGGCGGCGGUGGACGCAGCCAAGCUCAACGGCCUGCUGCUGGGCACGCGGCCUCCCCCGAGGAGGGCCCUACCGCGGCAGGCCAGUCAGGCCGGCCUGUCCAGCACACCUGCGACCGCCCCGCUGAUUCGCUACCAGUGCGGCGAGUGCGGGCUCCUGUUCGAGUCGCUCCCCCUGUGGCAGCGGCACAACAAGCUGGGCCAGUGCGGCCAGGAGGCUAGGAAAGGGCCAGUAACGGAGGAGAAGCCGGCGGAGGGAGAGAGAGAGUGCGAGAAGAAGGAGGUGGAGAAGGAGAAGAGCGAGAGUGUCCACAUGGCUGAACCUGAGCCCCCUAUGAAGAUCGAAAGGAUGGAAGAAGGGGAUGAGGAAAAGGUCGAGGUGUCACAGUGCAGUGAGAAAUUGGCGACCUUUGACCAUUCCUACCAGGGGAUAGAGGCGGGGGGAGAAGGGAGCUCUAAGGAUGAGGUUCCGAGUUCCUCUAAACAUGGUUCCGAGUCAUCCCCCUCGACCUCUGCGGAGACCCACGUCUCUUCCCCCUCGGAGGAGAUGAGUCUGGACCGGACAUUCCUGUGCGUGUGCUGCGGGGCAGCCCUGGGCUCCCUGGAGGCUCUGGCCAGCCACCGCAAGGCCCGCCACGGCCUGGAGGGGGCGCUGCACUGCUGCCAGGUCUGCGGGAAGGAGUUCAUGAACACCACACUCUUCCUCUACCACCAGCGGCAGCACCGGCAGCAGGGUCCGGCGCAGUCCACUGAGGCAUCCCCAGCACGGGCUGGACUGGUCAGCCAAAAGUCUACCCCCCAAAUGAAGUCAGAAGCAGUGGGAGAAGGGGCAGUUAGAACCACGGAAACUGUGACUGAUUCAGCUGUCGUCCAUCCCCAUCCUAUUGGUCCUGUCUUCACGCUGUCUGCCAGCGUGGAGCCAUGCCCCCACUGCGGCCAGACCUUCAAGCGCCGGUGCCACCUGCGCGCCCACCUGCAGUCCCACUCGGGCCACAAGCCGCACCACUGCGACCUCUGCCCCAAGGUCUUCGCCUACAAGAGCAAUCUGGGCCGCCACCGGCACACGCACAGCGGCACCGCCGACGCCGGCUCCGACGAACGCCCCCACGUGUGCGAGCGCUGCGGCCGUGGUUUCGCGCACGCCGGCUCGCUCAAGCAGCACGCGCUGCUCCACGAGCGGCAGGACGCCCGGCAACAGGCGCAGCCUGGACAGGAGGGGGCCCCUCGGCCAUAUGCCUGCGCUGACUGCCCGGCCAGUUUCCGCACGCAAGCACAACUGCAGGUGCACAGCUACAAGCACACUGGCAACUACCCUUUCUCCUGCUCCGUGUGUGGCCAGUCCUUUCUGCGCAAGAAGAGGCUGGAGCUGCAUUCCCUCAUACACCAAGGCAAGCAGCCCGUUCCCUGCCCCCGCUGCCCCGAGCUGUUCCUCGGUCAGUCUGAGCUGGACGCCCACCUGCCCAUCUGCCCGCGCAAGACGCACCCGGCGGGCACGGCCGGCGCCGAGGAGGACGAAGCGACAGGGAGGCGCGUGCGGCGCCGCCGCCGGGGCCAGUUGACCUGCGACCUCUGCGGUCACCGCUGCGUCACGCAGCAAGGCCUGGACCUGCACCGGCUGGCGCACGCCGGACUCACGCCGCUGCGUUGCCCGCGCCCGCCCUGCCGCCAGCGCUUCGCCACCGAGGCCGCGCUCCAGGAGCACCUGCUGGUCCACGACGCCUCGUCCGCCGACGCCGAAGACGAAACGUCCGCCAACAACGCCGGCCCUGCCGUGAAGCCGCGGCCAUACCACUGCAAGGACUGCGGCAAGGACUUCACCACGGCCUCCUCGCUCAGCGUGCACCUCCGCAUCCACACUGGGGAGCGGCCCUUUCAGUGCCCCCAGUGUGGUAAGCGCUUCCGUCAGAUUCCACACCUGCGCGACCACGAGCGGCUGCACAGCGAUGAGCGUCCGUUCGUGUGCAGCGUGUGCGGGCGCAGCUUCGUGCUGGCGGCACGCCUGGCGGAGCACGCGCGCACCCACAGCGGCGACAAGCCCUACUCGUGCCCGCUGUGCCCACGCACCUUCCGCUCCCUGUCCAACCUGGGCAAGCACCGCAAGACCCACGCCGGCCACCACCGCCAGCUGCCGCAUCCACCCUCCCCAGCAAACUCGCCCAUCGGGUGGGCACGACCAGCGGCGGGGUGGUGGCGGUGCCCCAGGGCGAGACCCAGGCCCUGGUCCUCCCGGCCAUGGGCGAGGGCCAGGCGGCGGUGCACACCAUCCUGCUGCUCCACGCGCAGCCGGGCUCGGCCCCAGCGUUCGCCGCUCUUCCUCUGGGGGAGUCGGUGUUGUCCGGCGCGCCCUCCUCCUCCCCCGGCCCUCUCCUCCCCAUCGCCCUCACCCUCCGCUCCCCUGGUGCUCAUGCACCCGUCGGUUGCCCUGGACGACGGGCAUCCCGGGCAGCUGGGCCCUGUCGUGUCACAUGCCAUCGAGGUCAUCGUCACAGAGACGGGCGAGUAGAGAGAGAGAGAGAGAGAGAGAGAGAGAGAG